AUGGUUGAAGGUGAACACCAACAUCAUGUGCGAGAUGGCAUACAUUUUCUCUUAAUUGCUCUAUUUAGUGCUGUAAAUGACUUAACUGCUAUAAAGACAAUCAAAGAAACACCGUUUACAGUGAAUUACUUGAAGGGGGCAUCCAAACUUGCCUAUGGUAAUGGCAGCUCACAGCAACAGCAACAGCAGGAGGAACAUUGCCUAGUUUGUGUUAAUACGUAA
Molecule: messenger RNA, 222 nt
Organism: Ilex paraguariensis (yerba mate)
Lineage: Eukaryota; Viridiplantae; Streptophyta; Magnoliopsida; Aquifoliales; Aquifoliaceae
Source: the annotation of a GenBank genome assembly